AUGCGUCAUAAGAAAGGAAAUUUUCAAAAUAAAGAUAAAAAAACAAAAAGAAGAGAUAAAAAUGAAGAAAUCCGGGAGCCUAUAAAUUCUGGAAGCGAAGAAGAAGAAGAAGUUGGAUCUGAUUUAUCAUGUGAAGAUGACAUUGAUGAGAGUGUAGAUAUCUCGAAUUUUAAAAUGCCAUGUAUCUUAAAAAUGUUUGAUUAUAAUCAAUGUGAUCCAAAAAGAUGUUCAGGAAGAAAAUUGAUGCGUUUUAAUUUAAUAGAAUUGCAAAAAUUUUCCUACAAAUUUCCUGGUUUAGUUUUAUCUCCAACUGGUACUUCAACAUUAUCACCAGCAGAUAGAGAUUUUAUAAUUAAAAAUGGUUUAGCUGUUGUUGAUUGUUCAUGGAAUGAAGUAGAUAACACUCCAUUAAAUAGGGUUAAAGCUCAAGAACACAGAUUGUUACCUUUUAUGAUAGCAGCUAAUCCUGUAAAUUAUGGAAAACCUUGUAAGUUAACUUGUGUUGAGGCAUUAGCAGCUGGUUUAUAUAUUAUUGGUGAACGUGAUGCUGCAAACGUUAUAAUGUCAAAAUUUAAAUGGGGUUUGAAUUUUAUUAAAAUGAAUAAAGAAGCACUUGAUUUAUAUGCAAAUUGUAAGAGUUCCAGUGAAAUCAUAAAAGCUCAAGAAGAAUAUAUUGAAAAAAUAACAAGGGAAUCUGAGGAAGCACGAAAUGCUCCAUUAGAUUUACCCCCUGGCUUUAGUGAUGAAGAAGAUGAUUAA
Molecule: messenger RNA, 759 nt
Organism: Strongyloides ratti
Lineage: Eukaryota; Metazoa; Nematoda; Chromadorea; Rhabditida; Strongyloididae
Product: Ribosome biogenesis protein TSR3 homolog
Exons: 1
Coding region: 1-759 (252 amino acids)
Biological process (GO): maturation of SSU-rRNA
Molecular function (GO): rRNA small subunit aminocarboxypropyltransferase activity
Source: RefSeq, a predicted model, not a curated record